This is a messenger RNA of Micropterus salmoides (largemouth bass), 3303 nucleotides long. RefSeq names its product NAD(P)HX epimerase (gene naxe). The record is from RefSeq and is a predicted model, not a curated record. NCBI's taxonomy places the organism in Eukaryota, Metazoa, Chordata, Actinopteri, Centrarchiformes, Centrarchidae. Gene Ontology annotation, cellular component: mitochondrion. The transcript has 6 exons. Gene Ontology annotation, molecular function: NAD(P)HX epimerase activity. The coding region runs from base 1588 to 2436 and encodes 282 amino acids.
UCGCAAAGUAAAAGCUCUUUAGCAAUCGCUGAACGUUAGCUAACAACUCACAAUUUAACUCUAAAAGUUAUCCACAGACACUUUAACAGGGUAGACUGCAGCUGAAGUACAGCUUUCUGUGUUUUAAGUCAAACGUUUAUACACUAUAAACCUCUUUCAUUAACAUGCUUGACUCUUACUGUCAUGUCCACCAAGGGCAAGUUAGCUAACGUUAGCUUAGUCGUUUUCUGCUGAAGUACAUUAACGUAAAGGCUGAGUGAGCUGUGUGGAUCAGACAAAAUAAAGAUUAUCUCCUAAAAUAAAAUCAGCAUGGAGUGUAUUGUGCACAAUCAUCUACUAAAGAGUAAUUAAGUUUGUGUUAAUUCAAUAGAGCUGCAUGUGAGAAAGUAAAACUAGUUUUCAAAUUGUGUAUUUUAUUUUUGUGUUGAAAUUAGACAACAGAAUUGUUAAUUGUUUUGUCCUGAUAUUAGUACCUGAAACUGAAAAGAUUGCUAGAUAAAAAAGAUGAAGAAGUUAAUUGACUGACAAAAAUGCUAAUAUUAAACAGUUAUUAAAAAAUCACCAAAUAUUCUAAAUAUCUAAUACGUAAAAUUUGUGUGCUUUCUCAGUCAAUGUCAGGGUUUUGGAUUUUGGACUUUCAACUAACAAUUUUUUAUCAAUUCAUUGAUUUAAUCUGUAAAAUAUGAAACAGUCCUCUGCAAAACAGUUUUGCAGAGGAGUUUACGUUAAAAAAUUUCAAAUUGCUUCUUUGUCUGACUAAUAGUCCAAACCUAAAGAUAUUCCAUUUACAGUUAUAUAAAACAAAGAAAAGUAGUAAAUCCUCACAUCUGAACGGCUGGAAAAGGUAAAUGUUUGCUAUUUUUGCUUGAUAAAUUGACUAAUUGAUUGAUUCAGUGAUCUUUUUAUCAUUAGAAAAAAAAAUUUAACUUGGGCUCUGGGAAAUUAUAGACUAAUGAAUGUUUUCUUUUAUUUUCUCACACUUUAUGAAUCAACAGAUUCAUCAAUAAAAUAAUCAACAGAUAUAUACAUAAUAAGUGUAAUAAUUAGUUGCCUCCCUGCUUGGUACGGUCACUUCAGUGCAGUAUGAUGCUGUUUGAUUAUUCAGACCCUAUUUUUAGGUUCAGACUAAUGUAUUAAAGUGCAAAGUUUAUAGAAAAAUGUAAAACGCAAUUUACUUUGGCAUCAAGAAUCUUUGUGUCAUCUUAUCCUAUAAAGCAUACUGAACAGGAGCUGAGAGCACAGAGAGGAUCGAUGCAAAUCCCCUUCAGGGACAGUGAGUACGCAGCCUGCAGGUGAGUGGAGUGGGCAAAGAAAAAUCCAAGCAAGCAGCGAAAGCAAUGUAGCAACUGUAAGAGGCAGUGGCAUCAGCAGACUGAGCUGCAGAGCUUUCAUUAGUGGGAAAUGUACUUCAACACUGGAGUUGUCUGAACCAUGGCUCACAGGCUUUGCAUCCUGUAAAAGUUUCUCAUUUUGGCUCUACAGUUCUAUCAGUUCAUUAAUUCAUGGGAUCGAUGUGGAGAGUAACUUCCCUCAGCACACAGUAGGUCGCUGUGGUCUCUUCUGUUCCAGGACUUUGGGUCCAUCUGGAUGUUGAGUGUGCGGGCUCUGUUUGGGAUCGGCUUCCUGGUGACCUCAAGGGCCCCGGCAGUCCUUGCUCAGACAGGGGCAUGUCCGCUGUUCGCUGCAACUAACAAUCACAAGUACUGUUUCAGUAGCAGACCAGCAUCCACCAUGGCCCAGACCAUCAAAUAUCUCGGGCAGGAGGAGGCCCAACACAUUGAUGAGGAGCUCUUCAGUGAGUACGGCUUCAGUGUGGACCAGCUGAUGGAGCUGGCGGGACUCAGCUGUGCCACAGCCAUCGCCAGGGCGUAUCCAGUUACUUCCCUGGUCAAGGCCAGACCUUCUCUGCUGGUGAUUUGUGGACCAGGUAACAACGGAGGCGAUGGCCUGGUCUGUGCCAGACAUCUUAAACUCUUUGGUUACGAGCCCGCCAUCUUGUACCCGAAGAGGACAAACAAACCUCUGUUCCAGGGCCUGACCACACAGUGCCAGAAAAUGGAGAUCCCCUUCCUGACUGAGAUGCCUGAGGCUAAAAUGAUCGAUGAGGCUUACAACCUAGUGAUAGACGCCAUCUUCGGCUUCAGCUUCAAGGGGGCUGUGCGAGAGCCUUUUGGUUCCAUCCUUGGCGUGCUGAAGAAGACGACAGUCCCCAUAGCCAGCAUCGACAUCCCCUCAGGUUGGGAUGUGGAGCAGGGCAGUGCUGAUGGACUGCAGCCCGACAUGCUCAUCUCUCUCACUGCUCCCAAGAAGUCUGCCUCCCUGUUCAGAGGACGAUACCACUUCCUGGGAGGUCGGUUUGUGCCACCAGGCUUAGAGAGGAAGUACCAACUCAACCUGCCUCAGUAUCCCGGCACGGACUGUGUGUUACAACUGUAGAGGAUAAUGUAGGUUUGAUGAGGGGUUUCAGUGGCUCCAGGAAUAGCGUCGACUUUAAAGGAAUAGUUCUGCCUUUUGCCUUCCAAGUGAUAGACAAGAAGAUCGAUACCACUGUCAUGUCUGUGUGAUGAAUACGUGGUGGAAGUCUGGAGGCAAAUUAAGGGUUAACAGCUAGACUGGCUCUGUUCGAAGUUGGAAAAAAUGCCUAUCUGCACCUCUAAAGCUCACAGAUGAACACGUACCUCGUCAGUUACAAUGUCUUGGCAGAAAAAUAUCUGGGCCCAGUUAUCAAUGAGUUUUACCAUCAGUGAGGUUGCCAGAUAUGGUACCGUCAUGCCUGUACAAAGACAUACUUAAAGCCUAUGUUCAUUAUAUGUAUGUGGCAACCCACAAGACUGAGAUGCUGCACUGAAUUACUGUGUUCCUCAAGAACUAAUGGCUGGACAUGAAUCCCCCUAUUACAACAAAUUACCGUUUUUACAUUUUUAUAUGUGUACAGAUAGAAAAUAAUGAAUUAUUUUAUAAUUAAUUAUUUAGUGAGCGUUAGAGGAGCUUGUAUGCUUGAACGUCGGCUUGACUGCCACCAGUCGUCAUGCUAAGCUAUGCUAAUCACAUCCCGACUCCAGUUCUUUACUUUACACACAGACAUGAGAGUAGAAUCUAUGCUCUACACUUAUCCUUAAAUGUAUUUCCCUAAAUGUUAAACUAUUCCUUUAAAUCUGGGACUUUGAUUGGUUUCCAUUGAGUGGAUGAUGUUUGGUGUAAUCCUAAGGCUGUGCUGUAAAGCCAAUAAGGUGUUGUAAUAGUUUUCUUCAUGUGAAAACACAACACUUUAACAACAUGAAAAUAAAAUCUAAAUGAGUGGAA